Messenger RNA from Schistocerca serialis cubense, 2161 nucleotides. It is a transcript of the gene Ypel, whose product is annotated as protein yippee-like 2. NCBI's taxonomy places the organism in Eukaryota, Metazoa, Arthropoda, Insecta, Orthoptera, Acrididae. The coding region runs from base 395 to 934 and encodes 179 amino acids. The record is from RefSeq and is a predicted model, not a curated record. The transcript is spliced from 8 exons.
CAACAGCUGCGCAGAACACCCGAGGUGGGCAGCAGCCGAUGCAAAAUAAAUCGAAGCAGGCUGUGGUGUUGUGAGGUGCGCAGUGAGGUUUGCUUCGCAUUUUCUGCGAUAUCACCGCUCUCCGUGAGUGUCCGGUGUUCAGGCGUUGCGUUUUGUGUCUACGGGCAUCGAAACAUCUAACGAGCUGUCGGGAAAGUGCUUAUGGAGGUACUGCAUCACGCUGUUCUCGAUUUUAGUACCAGUAAUGGCAGCCUGGUGGUUGAGGUGAUAUCGCAGAUGUGCAGCGAGACCCAUCGUCCUAGUUGAGCGGAUGAUUCUGAUCCGGCUUUUAUGGAUGUGAUGUUCGUCUCGUGCAAGCCAGACGAGACGGCGAGAGUGGCACACAAAUAGACGGAUGUGUUGCAGGUGGUGGCGGGCGGAUAGGCUGAGCCAGGGAGCGGGCCAGGGAGCGGGCCAGGGCCAGGGCCAGGCGCAGGUGCAGGGCCAGGGGCAGGUGCAGGCGCAGGGCCAGCCGGGCCAGGCGGCACCCGCACCCGAGCAGCGGCCGCGGCGCGCAGCCGGCCUGCAUGGCAGGGCCGGCCCCACCACCAUGGUCAAGACGUUCCAGGCCUACCUGCCCAACUGCCACCGCACCUACUCGUGCAUCCACUGCCGCGCCCACCUCGCCAACCACGACGAGCUCAUCUCCAAGUCCUUCCAGGGCAGCCAAGGAAGGGCUUACCUCUUCAAUUCAGUGGUGAAUGUGGGAUGUGGCCCUGCAGAAGAGAGAGUCCUGCUCACGGGACUCCAUGCUGUUGCCGAUAUAUACUGCGAGUGCUGCAAAACAACACUGGGGUGGAAAUACGAACAUGCUUUUGAAUCAAGCCAGAAGUAUAAGGAAGGCAAAUACAUCAUCGAGUUGGCUCACAUGAUAAAAGAAAAUGGUUGGGAUUGAACAACAGUUUAGCCCAAUGUUGCCUCAUGGGAGGCUCCCAGAUUGUCCCACACUGCAUGCAUGCUUGGAUGAUCUUCUGUAUUGUGAGAAUUUAAUUUGUGUUGAAAACCAGAAGAAUAGAACCAGUGAAGGAAAUGAACCAUGACAUUGUGUGGUAACACACAAGACUCCACACAUGUGUGCCUGCACCCAGUGGUGUUAGCAAAGAGAGUGUACUGAAAGGAACAGAAGCGCUCUUCUUGGUCUUAAUAAAGAAGAAAGUAAAAGUAAAUAUAUGUUACAAGAAUGUGCAUUCGACAUCGACAGAGACAAUUAUAAGAUAUGUGUUACUUCAUGAACAGGCUCUAGAGAUAAGUUACAGAUUUCUAUGCUUAGUUUGCACUGUUCAUUGUUUUUAUAUCUAUAAAAGAAAGCAUUAAAUGUGGGAGGCGGUAUUAGACCUAUGGACGCAAAGUGAAGUCCACGUUGUUUUAUCUAUUGGGUACCUGGCGGCAGAAGGAAGCGGAGCCUCAUGCAUCCGCAGAGAUCUGAAAAGUUAUAUUAUGUACUUACUGUGUGCCAGGUGAGGCGAUGGCCACUGACUGCACGCUCGGCUGUAGUGCUGAGGCAGAAACUGCUUUUCAGUUUGUGUGAAUUAAGUCUGACAAUUUGCUUACUGAUAAUGUUUUCUCCAGAUAUGCAGUUGUGGACUUUACCAUUGCAAGUUUAGCUUGAUGUGAUAAGUGGUGGCAGUCUUAUCUUUUAUUUGCAUCAGAGUGAUCUUGAUUAAUUUAUACAGUUGUUGGAGAGUUUGGUUGAUGAAUGCUGUGAGCUUUUUUUGACACUUUAGACUUAAGUGUACUUAAGGAAGAAAAUUCAGUUUAAAAAGCUUUUAAUAAUUUGAAUAAUCAUGUCUCACUUUGCUGCAGAAAAGAGAAAUUGCCAUCACAACUCUUUUUUGGUAACCCAGUCUAGUCUUUCAGUCUGUGCAUUCAUUAUUAUUUCCCUUGUAUUAGAUAGUAUUUGUACGAAUUUUUGUUUUUCUUUAUGUCCUCUUUUUUUUUUUCUUUCUUUCAGUCCUCACAUGUUUAAUUUGGAGGUAGUUCAGGGGUAGAUAUCAUCUUUCCAGAAUACAGUGAAAACACUUACACUUUGAACUUCAUCAUUCGAAUAUUUUCUUUCUACCGAUUUCAUGUUGACAUUGUCAGAUGAAUGGAACAUUUUGUUUCUUUGAAUUUUUUUUUUUUU